ACGACUUCCACUACAUUAUUAAAGGAAAUCACACGUGCACAACAGGAAGUAACGCGGAUGUGUUUUUGAUGAUUACUGUUUGUGUGGCCCCGGCCAAUUUUAAACACAGAAAUGUUAUAAGGAACACCUGGGGAUCCAUAACAAAACACAACCAGGAAGUGCGACUUAUAUUUUUGAUAGGUAAGCCUAAAGAUGAAAUUACUCAAAUUAAAAUCAACAACGAAAGUAAACAAUUCAGUGACAUUGUACAAGAAGACUUCGUUGACUCUUAUAGAAAUUUAUCCCUGAAAUCAGUAGCGAUGUUAAAAUGGACAAUCUCAUAUUGCCAUCGUGCACAAUAUGUUUUAAAAGUUGAUGAUGAUAUGUUUAUAAAUAUUCCUUAUCUAAUUGGGGUGUUAAAACAUAAACAUAUCACUAAUUGUGUCAUAGGAAAUUUAUUUCAAAGUUCUAUACCUAUUCGUGAUCCAGCAUCAAAGUGGCACACUCCAUUAAGCAUGUAUAAGGAAGCACAAUAUCCCGCCUAUCUAAGCGGAACUUCUUAUGUUAUUUCCGGUGAUAUCGUUUCUAAACUGUACAAUGCAUCACUGUCAAUACCGUUUUUCUGGCUUGAAGAUGUGUUUAUCACUGGUUUGUGCAGAAGGAAAAUUGGUGCCAAAGCAGUGGCAGACUAUGGUUUUACAUAUACCCACAGAUCACCAACGGGUUGUGAUUAUCGACACGUCAUAUCAGGCCACAAAAAUACGCCGGAGGAAAUCACAAAAAUAUGGCACGAACUACAGGAUCCCAAAUUGAAAUGUUCAAACAAAAUUUGAAUAUGUGAACACACAGAUUUCUCUACAAAUUAAGGAUCGGGGAAAUCCUUGAGUGAAUAUCGAUGCAUGAGCAAAAGCUUGAAUGUUGUAGAUACGUAUGACAGCGUUGUUUUAAUGACAAACCAUCAAAUUAUAUAUGCUAUACAUGCAGAUUUCCCGUUACUUUGUCAAUAUGAUUGAGAAUGAAAGUUAUCCUAAAUAUGUGACACACGAUAAUGAACAAAUAUAUAUAUAUAUAUAUAUGUUGCAAUAAACGAAUAGUAGAUACGCAUUUUUAUUGGUUUUAAGUCCUUUGACAGAGAUAUAAAUAAUUAUGAAACAAGAGUCUCAACACUUUCAUACAAGGAUUUUAAUAUUAUGUAAACGUCUUCUGUAAGAUUAUCUUCAUACGUAGAGUGAAAUAUAGUCUAUACAUGAUACUAAAUGGAGGACCGUUUGCCAAGUUUGAACAAUAAACGAAACAUACUUGAAUGAGUAGUUGCUUGAAUAAAAAUGCAUGAAAUGUGUGGAACAAAUGUUAUUUGAUGGAAACAGUGUAACAUGAAAUAUCUUAAAGACAGAGCUUACUGUGUAAGGUAUGGUCUGUUACCCCUAGUAAGAAUAUUAACCUGCUGUUUGGUGCAAUACAAUAUUUACAAAAAUUGAAUUCGACAUUUACAUUUUUUUUCGUGUUUAAACUUUAGCAAAUAUAUUGCAGACAAACUCCUGUAGUAAAAAAGGACUUGACAUAUAUUAUAACCAAUAUAUUGAUGAUUAGUGUGUUUCAUGCAUUGCCUUGCAGGAGAAACAUUUCCUAUAAAAAGGGGCAUAGUCUGGUAAUAUCAGUAAAUAUACAAUGCUUAACCUUAAAUAAGCAGCGUUUGUCACACUUACAGAUUUCUAUACUGAAACAAACAAAAAUAUAUAU
This is a messenger RNA of Mizuhopecten yessoensis (Yesso scallop), 1719 nucleotides long. RefSeq names its product beta-1,3-galactosyltransferase 1-like. Gene Ontology annotation, molecular function: hexosyltransferase activity. Gene Ontology annotation, cellular component: membrane. The transcript has a single exon. The record is from RefSeq and is a predicted model, not a curated record. Lineage: Eukaryota; Metazoa; Mollusca; Bivalvia; Pectinida; Pectinidae. The coding region runs from base 69 to 812 and encodes 247 amino acids.